Messenger RNA from Microthlaspi erraticum, 333 nucleotides. The record is from the annotation of a GenBank genome assembly. Lineage: Eukaryota; Viridiplantae; Streptophyta; Magnoliopsida; Brassicales; Brassicaceae.
AUGGUGUCCACACCCAGAGAGUGGCCGACGUUUGAGAUUCUACUUGACGAGGUUGAGAAGUGCAAGAGGAAGUUCCAGGCGUUUUCCUUAACCCCUAUCCCUAGGACAAAGAACAAAAGGCCGGACAAGCUAGCAGAGUGCUCGAGAUCAGCCUUACGAUGGUUAGGCCGAGACGUUGCAGUGUUUACUUGCGAUCCAGCAGGGGGUUUUGAUGACAAAGCCUGCAACAACUACUGCAAGACACAAGGUUAUCCAGGAGGCUAUUGUGGUGGACCCGUUGUUGCGGAACCAGAUAAAAAAAAUUGUAUAUGCAAGAGUAAACACAAAAUGUGA